ACGCAACAAAUACUCCACCAUCUCUCCGCAUAUCUCCGUCUCGUCUCGUCUCGUCUCUCUCUCAUGGACUCUCUGGUAGCGAGCUACGCUUCGUCGGACGAAGAAGAAGAACCCCAACCACCUACCCAGUCUCUCACCGUAAAAUCAUCCUCCUCCUUGUUCUCAGCUAUUCCUCAACCUAACCAAUCCAGAUCCUCCAAAGACGAGCCUUUUAAUUCAUCUACUCUAGGAAAGUCUUCUUCUUCGUCUUUCCUCUCCUCUCUCCCUCCUCCCAAAUCCCGCCAACAAAACCCAUCUCCCUCCUUACCCAAACGCGUCGUUCAGAUCAAGCUUCCCGUAAACCCUAAUCUCGAUGACGACGAAGACGACGAAGAGGAAGAGGAGAAAGCGAGGAAGAAGCGCAGACAGAUGGAAGCCGCUGCUGCGGCAUCGAACAAUUCGUCGGUGAAAUCGUUCUUAUCCGCCAUGCCUGCUCCAAAGAGCUCUCAAGCACUCGGGGCUCUUCCUUCGUUAGGAUCAGGAUCAGGAACGGGCCGAAGAUCGAUUCUUGAAACGGAGACGCCUGCGAUUACUCAAAGUACUGAUCAAACGCAGUCGUUUAGUAGUAGCGAGACGGAACAAGUAGAUAACUAUUAUGCUGGUUACGGUGGAUACGAGCAAAACCCUAGUGCAAAUGUAGAGGCUUUUGGUUAUGUUGGAUAUGAACAGAACCCUAGUGGAAGUGGAGAUGUGUCUGGUUAUGUGGGGUACGAUAGUUACGGAGGUGGUGGUAAUGCUUGGAACGGUGGUGGUGGGUUUGAGGGGACGAGGGGAGUGCCUGAGGCGUUUAUAGCGAUGGAUAGUGGGGCGAGGAGAGGGAGGAGAGGGAGGAAUGAUUUUCCGACGGAGAUAGUUGAGGUUAAGCAGGAUGAGCUCAUGAAGAAUAGGCCGAGAGUUGAUCAGGUUAAAUCUACUGGGAUUGCCUUUGGACCUUCGUAUCAGCCUGAGUCGUCUUCAUCCAAGGGGAAAGUGUCAAAGCUGCACAAGAGAAAGCAUCAGAUCACUGCGUUAUUCAUGGACAUGAAGCACAAGGAGUCGGAGCUAGCAGAGAGACGUUCUAAAGGACUGCUCACUAAAGCUGAGACACAAGCUAAAUAUGGAUGGUGAUUUGCUCUUUUUUUCUCUCAAUCUUGUGAGAUUGGCAACAGAUUUUCUGUAACUCUUUUUUUUUUCCUUUACCAUCUUCCAAGGUCCAAGCUUUGAAUGUGAUACUCAUUUACUUAUAUGAAUGAAUCUAUACUAAGGAAAAAAAAAGAAUCUAUACUCA
Raphanus sativus (radish) is the source of this 1306-nucleotide messenger RNA. RefSeq lists its product as uncharacterized. Gene Ontology annotation, cellular component: nucleus. The transcript is spliced from 2 exons. NCBI's taxonomy places the organism in Eukaryota, Viridiplantae, Streptophyta, Magnoliopsida, Brassicales, Brassicaceae. The coding region runs from base 64 to 1146 and encodes 360 amino acids. The record is from RefSeq and is a predicted model, not a curated record.